GGGCCAAGUGUUCCCACAGGUGUGUCAACAUGCUGGGCUCCUUCAGCUGUGUGUGUCACCCAGGCUUCGAACUGGGUGCUGAUGGCAAACAGUGCUACCGCAUCGAGAUGGAGAUUGUCAACAGCUGUGAGAAGAACAAUGGAGGUUGCUCUCAUCACUGUGACCAUACCACCAACGGCCCGCUCUGCUCCUGCAACCACGGCUACCAGCUGGAUCAGGACAGGAAGACCUGUGUAGAUAGUGAUGAGUGCAUCAGCGGGGAAGCCUGCUGCAGUCACUUCUGUAAAAACUACCCGGGUGGCUAUGAGUGCAGCUGCAGAGCUGGUCACAGACUGAACCCAGACGGCUGUGGCUGCAAUGACAUCGAUGAGUGCCUCGUAGAGACCUCAGGCUGUGAACACUACUGCGUCAACACCCUGGGAACAUAUGAGUGCUUUUGUCGAAUGGGCUUCCGCUUGGAUCAGGACCAGCACUCCUGCAUCUCUUUGUAUGGCAGAGAACUGGAAGAAGAAGAGGAAGAAGAAGAGGAGGAGGAGGAGGAGGAAGAAGGGGAUGAGCAGCUGGGGGUCCACAGAUUACCAGACCUGCUGUUCCGCAAAGCCCCUCAGCUCCUGCAGUACACAGCAGCCUUGCGCUACCGGGAUGAUACAGAUGAUAAUAACGAUGAAGGGGGUGACAGCGAUAAAGAAUUAGAGAUCCAGAGGGAGCGUCGAGGAGAGCUGAGACUAGACAGCAGCAUAGUGUGUCUAGGUGGCUCAUUCGGGCAUGACUGCAGUGUGAGCUGUGAGGACUGUAUGAAUGGAGAGUGUAGUGAAGACAGAGACCGAUGUGAAUGUUUUCCUGGAUGGACUGGCACCAUCUGCAAUGAGACAUGUUCUCAGGGGACCUAUGGGCAGGCCUGUAACAGCCUGUGCCGUUGUCAGAAUGGGGGCUUGUGUGACCCCGUGACUGGGAAGUGUUUGUGCCCCCCUGGGGUGCAGGGCCUGCUCUGCGAGGAUGGUUGUCCCAGGGGUUAUUUCGGCAGGUUCUGCAGAAGCAAGUGUAACUGUCCCAACAAUGGACAUUGUCAUCGUCUGUAUGGAGGCUGCCUCUGCUCUCCAGGACUAUACGGCCGCUUCUGCCACCUGCCGUGUCCCAGGUGGACGCACGGUGCCGGCUGUUCCAAGGAAUGUGACUGCGUUCAAGAACAUUCCACUGGCUGUGACCCCAAAACAGGGAGCUGUUUCUGUAAGGCUGCAUACCGCGGGCCACAGUGUGAGAAAGAAUGUGAGCCUGGCUUGUUUGGCGCAGGCUGUGAGCAGCCAUGUGACUGUCCAGGUGGAGGGUCAUGUGACCCCAGGACUGGAGAGUGCGGCCAGAGAUGUCCUGCAGGCCUUCACGGAGACAAAUGUCAGCACGCCUGUUCAUCAUUGAGAUAUGGUGAAAACUGUCGUCUGCCCUGUGACUGUGAAGACGCUCCUUGUGAUCCUGUAACUGGACAGUGCAUCUGUCCUGCUGGGAAAACUGGAAUAUCAUGUCAGGAAGACUGCACUGAUGGAUUCUGGGGAUUGAAGUGCCAGUCACCCUGUCCUAGCUGUGAGAACGGAGGCUUCUGCAAUAAGAAGACGGGUGUGUGUGAAUGCAAACCAGGCUUCAUAGGGAUCGUCUGCCAAAACGAGUGUCCCCCAGGUUUCCACGGGCCAGGAUGUUUGAUGUCAUGUUCGUGCCCCCCUGAGGUCACCUGUGAGCCACAGACUGGAAGCUGUGUCUGCCCUCCUGGCAAAACUGGCAACGACUGUUCAACAUCAUGUGAAUCUGGUUACUGGGGCCAAAGCUGCCUCAGUCAAUGCCAGUGCAAAGAAAUGUCUCUGGGCUGUGAACCUGUCAGCGGUCAGUGCGUGUGUGAGGCUGGAUCCACUGGAGACCACUGUGAGAGGAAGUGUGAGAAUGGCAGGUAUGGUCAGGGAUGCACCCAGCAGUGCCAGUGUCACAAUGGAGCUCUCUGUGACCACGUGAGUGGAGCCUGUACAUGUUCACCUGGAUAUGCAGGGACCUAUUGUGAAAAAAAAGCUGCCACUUCUAACCAGUCGGAUGUUUUAUCUCGGCCCACAGUGUGCCCGGACGGCUUUUACGGUCUUGACUGUGGCCAGAUGUGCGAGUGCAGGAACGGUGCCCGCUGCCACCACAUCACAGGAGCCUGCCUAUGCACCGCCGGCUGGGCAGGACCACACUGCAUUCUGGAAUGCCCACAGGGUCACUUUGGGGAGCAGUGCAGUCAGACCUGUGGUUGUCAGAAUGGAGCCAGGUGUGACCACAUCAGCGGGCGAUGCAGCUGCAUGGCGGGCUGGACGGGGGUCAGCUGCCAACAGCCCUGUCCUCCAGGACAAUACGGGGAGAACUGUAACGGCAGAUGUCUGUGUCAUAACGGAGGCUCUUGUGAUGGCGUUACUGGACAUUGCUCCUGCUCACCCGGCUGGACAGGAGCUGCCUGUGAGUUAGAGUGUGAGGAAGGACGUUAUGGAGAGAACUGCACGCAGGCCUGCCGCUGUGUGAAUGGCCGAUGUGACAGAGUGGCGGGAAGAUGUGUGUGUCUGCCUGGCUGGACAGGAGAGCUCUGUCACACAGCCUGUUCUAAGGGAUUCUUUGGAGAGGGCUGUGAGCAGCGGUGUGACUGUGUCCAUAGUUUGAGUUGCCACCAUGUGACGGGCCGCUGUGAGUGUGAGCCAGGCUGGAGAGGAGCCAGCUGUGACAAACCCUGCCCUGCCGGCGUGUUCGGGCUGAACUGCAGCCAGCUGUGUGAAUGUUCAGGAGACCAAGAGCUGUGCCACCCUGUGACGGGGAAAUGCAGCUGCUUUCCUGGUUAUUACGGGGCUCGCUGUGAGCAGCGGUGUCGAGUAGGGACUUUUGGGCCAAACUGUAAGUCCAGAUGUAGUUGCAUCAACGGUGGUCGCUGUGACUUCAGGACGGGGACCUGCUACUGCACUCCUGGGUUCAUUGGAGCAAACUGCAGCUCAAGUUGCCCGAGUGGUUACUAUGGAAAGGACUGUGCUAAGCUGUGUUCCUGUGGGGAGGGAGGACAAUGCCACAAAGUGACUGGGAGAUGUAUCUGUGCCCCUGGUAGGAUGGGACAGUCCUGCCAACAAGCAUGUCCUAGGGGGCGCUAUGGCCUGCAGUGCAGACACACAUGCAGCUGUCAGAACGGGGGUUUGUGCGACCCUGUGGAUGGGUCCUGCAAGUGUGGAUUGGGCUGGACCGGACCUCGCUGUGAGACAGCCUGUUCAUCUGGAAGAUAUGGUCCUGACUGUGCACACAACUGUUCCUGCCUAAACAAUGGGACCUGCGACCGGCUUACUGGCUCCUGCAGCUGUACUGCUGGAUACUACGGCCACUCCUGUCAACACAGUUGCCCUUCUGGAUUCUUUGGAGUAAACUGUGUCCAUACGUGUGACUGCAAAGUGGGGCAGACAUGUGACCAUGAGACAGGCCAAUGUGUGUGUCCACCAGGCUACCAUGGGCCACAAUGCCAAACGCGGUGUGAUGCUGGGAGGUUUGGAUUGGGCUGUGGACAGUCAUGUGACUGUAAUGGUCAGGCCCCAUGUGACCCAACAUCCGGACAGUGCCUCUGUCCUCCAGGAAGGACGGGGCAGAGGUGUGAAAAAGACUGCGGAGGAGACCGGUUUGGUCCUGACUGCUCCCUGCCGUGCCACUGCUCCCUCAAGGCUCGAUGUGACGGGCUGAGCGGACGAUGUCUGUGCCCGCUCAGCUGGCUGGGUCCCACCUGCAGUGAAGUUUUGCACCAAACAGCAGGCUCGCUGAACUCCUCUGUGUCUCAGAGAAAGAGAAGGGCAGGCAGCAAAACCACAUAACCUAUGCAGAGGUGCAGACUCCUAACUGGAUGUUCAAACUCCGGGGUUUGGCUCUGUGGAGCUUUAAACUGAUCAUCUUGGUAAAGGUGAUGUUUGCAAUGUGAUGUUUUUGUGAAAGUGGAGCUCAGCUGUCAAGACCUGGCGCUCCAUCACUGAGCCUGGAGCUGGAGAUUUUCACCCAGGACAUGGACCUGAAAUGUGAGGGGCCUCAAAGGACCAGAAACCCCUGGAUCUCCAGGGAAACACAGACUUCUACACAAAUACCUUUAUGAACGUUGCAAAUUGGAAGAGGCUGAUGUCACUCCAGUUUGACUUUGUAGUUUUCUUUGUUAGAGGCAUUUUGAAAACGACAUGUCAAGACCUUCUUCUCUCUUCACUGAAGAGCCUUUACAACCAGCCCUUCCUAUGUGUGUCCCCAAAAAACAUCCUAUUUAGCACAUUGGAAUAGCAAGCAUUUCUCUGAUGACAAUUAAAUUCAUCUUCAACAGAUUUAGAGUUUAUGGGGACUCAUUUUCUAAAAAAAAAAGAAAAACAAAUCCAGAGGAAACUGCAAAGGAAGACAGCAAUAAUACAGCCAUUAUACCUUAAUACUAAACAUAAAUAUAUAUAUUUUUUAACUUAGAGUGGAACUAUUGACUGAGAAAAUUCAAAAGGUUUAAAGGCUGAACGUUGCUUUGUGUUAAUUACACACUGGACCAGGAUUGGCAUGUAUGACACCAGACCCAUUAAUGGUCUGCAUGUCCUUCUAUCCCACCGAAGCCCGACACAGUUUAGGUAGAUGGCUGUCCAACAUGAGUCCGGUUUCUGUUUGAGGUUUCUGCCUGUUUAAAGGUAAAAAGCACAUUCUGUACAAUUUCACUUCCCCACUAUAAAAAUAGAUGAAAAUGUGUCCACCAAUAAUUCAAAGAUAACAGUGUUCAAAUCAUUAAAUCGAAGUUUAAUGAUUUGGUAAAGCUAAUCAAAUCUUAUUUAUAGGGUAGGGGGGUCUUUGUUAUAUUGAAUACAACUUAAUCAAAUGAGUGAAUUAUUUUUCCUUUACAUAUCAAGUCUACUAUCCUGUUUUCCCCCCUGGAUUAGAAUUUGUUGAUAAAAGUUUUUGUUCUGAUUUCACAUAUUCAUAUUCAACCUGUAGAUUUUACAACUACGGGAUCCUUUCAUAAGAAUGGACUCCUUUUGAGUGAUUUUGUUGUCAAUACAACUGUCCAUAAUACAUCUGUGUAGUCUUUCUAUCUAUACGUUUUUCUGUGGUUGUUUCUGAAUUUAACAUGAUCAGGUUACCAUAAAGAGGCUUUCACACUCUCUCCUUAUUGGCGUUGAUCACGGGUGUGCUGGUUGUGAAAUACAAUUGGAGAAACUUGCAUGCUUUGCACUUCUUGUUAACUGAGUCAGCAGCUGAUGCAGAGAUUUGAAGUGUUAUGGAAAAUGACACAAUUGAUGUAAAUACUUUAGCUGCAACACCUUUCAAAAGAUAAGGUUUACAAUUCUACAAUCACAGCUGUUAAACAUUUAGCCUAAUGUGCUUUUGGUUUUAAUGAGGUGUUCUUUUCUUUGUGUCUGUAUCAUAUCUCAGGUCAGUGAAAUCUUUAUGAGCUGUAACCUACUGUUCUUAUAUAUAUAUAUAUAUAUACGGUCACAGUAUGUCUGUAUAAAAUUGCAAAACACAUUUUUUUCCCCUGACUGUGUCUUUAUAAUUUUCUGUUGAAUUUUGUCUAAAUAAAAUGUAGGAGCCGUGAACAAAACAAA
Messenger RNA from Labrus bergylta (ballan wrasse), 5588 nucleotides. The record is from RefSeq and is a predicted model, not a curated record. NCBI's taxonomy places the organism in Eukaryota, Metazoa, Chordata, Actinopteri, Labriformes, Labridae.